AUUUUAUCCUAUCUAGUUGGCUUUCAUGUUUAUUUAAUCUGUUUUCUCAAAUUAAAAAUGAGUGCUAAAAAGGCUUGCAGUCCCAUUGAUGUUUCAAUUCCACAAACAAAAAUGGAUGUCAAAUCGGCAAAACAAAGUGGAAAACAUAUUCCUGGAAAAAGAUUUAGAUAUAUGAUUAUGUUUAUACUUUUGUCUGCGUUUGUCAUUGCAAUUGCACUUUUUCUUCUAUUUUAUGAUUACUCUGAACCUUCCGACAUAAAUCCUCAAGCUCAUCUUGCAAAUUCUACAACAAAAGAUCCAUUUAUUUCUUCAACAAAAACUCAUGAAAAAUCUACAAAAGUGCAUGUCCACACUUCUUCAACUCCUUAUCCAGUCACGCAAACUAACCCGAUAAGGAGGUUGAUUUUUGCACAUACCAUCUUUCGGCAUGGCUCACGAGCUCCCAGCAAAAACGCGAACAACACGUAUUAUCCGAGAGGCAGAGGACAGUUAACUGAUCGAGGAUACAAUCACUCAUUUAUGUUAGGAAGAUUUCUCAAGAAACGAUAUGUCGGCACGGGAUUUUUGAGUGAUUUUAUGAAACCUAGUGAGAUGGAAUGGAGAUUCCGUGCUGUAGAAAGAUGCUUAGCAACUGCAUCUGCUGUUGCUGCAGGCAUGUUUAAGACGGAAGAACGAAAAUGGCUGACUGUGCCUAUUACGACAAACCAUGCAAAUCAAGAUAAAUUGUUGAAUACUCCAGUUCAUUCUUGUGACAUCUUUGAGAGUGCAAUGGAAAAAGCUUGUCCAAACCUAGAAGCUGACAAUCAUCGUGACGAAAGUGCAAUAAUGUAUGAGUGUGCUGGUUCAAAUCAUCCAAUUUUCCAGAAAAUCAGUAUCGAUGAUUCUGACAAGUACAUCAAUGACUAUAAGAACAAUGUUCCCGUGCCGGAUUUCAUUUGUGAAAACAUCGAAGUCAUAUCUGAAGAAUAUAUGAAAUAUCGAAAUUUAAAAAACGGCAUUGGGAAACCAGUAAUUAUUAAGUUUCGGUUCGGCGUGCUUAUUGAUACACUGUUGGAGAAUUUAAAAACUGCUUGGACAAACAAUCUUGCGAAUAAAGAAAGUUUAAAAUUCAAAGUUUAUUCAACUUUGGUCCUAAAGAAGAACCAAACUACAAUGCAAUGAUUCUAAUGGAGCUAUGGAGUGAGAAUGAAAAGCCAUUCGUGAAGUUUUACUAUAAACCGGAAGAGGUUACUCUGGAAGACCAUAUUCUACAAGAUUUGACUGGUAUCAUUCCAGGAUGCCCAGGGAAAAAAUGUUCUCUGAGGAAUUUGAAUAAAUGCUGUGAUAAUACC
Caenorhabditis elegans is the source of this 1331-nucleotide messenger RNA. RefSeq names its product ACid Phosphatase family (gene acp-4). The transcript has 10 exons. The record is from RefSeq and is marked reviewed. Gene Ontology annotation, molecular function: acid phosphatase activity. Lineage: Eukaryota; Metazoa; Nematoda; Chromadorea; Rhabditida; Rhabditidae. Bases 112 to 1161 code for a protein of 349 amino acids.